This is a messenger RNA of Photinus pyralis (common eastern firefly), 1221 nucleotides long. RefSeq names its product antistasin-like. The record is from RefSeq and is a predicted model, not a curated record. Gene Ontology annotation, molecular function: serine-type endopeptidase inhibitor activity. The transcript is spliced from 7 exons. The coding region runs from base 493 to 1110 and encodes 205 amino acids. NCBI's taxonomy places the organism in Eukaryota, Metazoa, Arthropoda, Insecta, Coleoptera, Lampyridae.
GAUUACAAGUCAAUAAAUUAUCGUGUUGAGGCGAGUUGGGUAAACUCCCCAGUUCUCAACAGUUCCAUCUUAUCAAGGCGGUAAUUUUAUACCUUAUCAGUCGAUAAUAUAAGUCCAUCAAGAUAUUCUACAAAAAUACAGUGAACUCAUUCCUAAACAUGCGUAUUUUUACACUGAUAAUAUUAAUCCUGACCAUACUGCUAGCGAUAGUUAGUGACGUUUCUGCACUUACUGUUGUUUCAGUUAGAACACCUCACAUAGGGUAGUAUAUUGCAGUUUCCUAUCUUGUAUAUAGACCAUUUCGGGGUAGUGAAUAAUUUAUCCAUGCCCGGAUUCGAACCAGGGACCCUUAGUACCGCAGUCCAGCUUCAACUGAACUGGGCCACAUGGGUCUACUAUGCUUUUAGGCUGUACUGAAUAACAAGCUUCUUUUGUCAAGGUCCGCAAAUUUGCGAAAACAAAUCUUGCGAUGCAUAUUGCCCGUAUGGAAAUAUGAUCGAUGAUAAUAACUGCAGAACGUGCACCUGCAAUAAGCCGUGUGCCAACCCGAAGUGUAGACCGGGCGAGGAAUGCAGGGCGGAUGUGCUGCCUUGCAGUAGUACAGGGGAGCCUUGCGGAUACAUUGAAAAGUGUGGCGCUCCGUGCCCUUUACUUGACUGUGUCCCAUACUGCCCGUAUGGCGAGAAGUUGGAUGAAAAUGGUUGCCUAACGUGUGAAUGUAUCGAUCAUUGUAAAAACCUGCCUUGUGCACCAGGGGAAAUGUGUACUGUUGAAAAUAUCACUGAUUUUAAUGCUGCAGGUGGAGUGAGGUACAAGUGUACUAAUGGCUCCCAAACGGAUUGUGAUAACUGCGCUUCCAAAAAUCCCUGUAAUGGAGUCCACUGCUCCAGAGGGCAUUAUUGCGAGGUUGAAACGAUUUACUGCAUAACUCAACCGUGUCCACCACCAUUCGCGUACUGUAAACCAUAUUGUCCUGAAAACAGUUGGCCUCUACUCGGAAUAUACGAUUACGCGGUACAAUGCACCGCCGGUGCGUGGAAAUGCCCCAAAGGAUAUGAUUGCGUCAACAUCCCUUAUUUAAAUCAAGCUUACUGUUGUAGUACUCAAUAAUUAAGUACUUGGCUUACUUAGAAAGAAAAUGAGUAAAAUGAGCUUAUGUGCGAUGAAUUUCGCCAUUCUGGAAACGUUAUCGUCGAUUCAAUAAAAACUAAUUUGGUGGUA